Apis cerana (Asiatic honeybee) is the source of this 14753-nucleotide messenger RNA. RefSeq names its product solute carrier family 24 member Nckx30C (gene Nckx30C). Lineage: Eukaryota; Metazoa; Arthropoda; Insecta; Hymenoptera; Apidae. Gene Ontology annotation, biological process: calcium ion transmembrane transport; intracellular calcium ion homeostasis. Gene Ontology annotation, molecular function: calcium, potassium:sodium antiporter activity; calcium channel activity. Gene Ontology annotation, cellular component: plasma membrane. The record is from RefSeq and is a predicted model, not a curated record.
GUGGUGGUGGUGGUGAUGGUAGCGAUGGUGGCGAAGAGAGAAGGGAGUGGAAAGUGGAGAGAGAGAGGAACGGAACGGAACAGGGUUGUUCCAGUGUGCAGCGGGCGGGCAUCGCGGCGGGGGCGCCGUUCUGCUGCUCCUGUAUAUCCAUCCAGGGUUAUAUGCACCAUCCACCGCAUCCUAGCGACCACGACGGCGACGGCGACGACGACGACGACGACGACGACGACGACGACGACGACGACGACGACAGUGACGGCGACGACGACGGCGACGACGACGCCGCCGGGAAGCAGGAAGAGGAGGAGAAACAGGAUAUCCGGCGACAUCGCUCGCGUCGAUGAUUAUAUAUCGAGAGUGAUUGUUGGAGAGUAAAACGACGGUAUCUCUGCGUUGGUAUCGAUUAAAGUUAUUAGAGAUCGUAAUUGUACGCGCCGUGAACGAUUCCUCGGUCGAGUUGUUGUAUAUGUAUCCACGACGUGAAAUUGGCAGUGCGUAGUACGACGACUUCGUGUCUCUGGGAUGUCCGGUAGAAAAGAGUAGCGAGAAAGAGCAACAACGGAAGCAGAGACUGCGCGAGGGCAAAGAGGAAGAGAGAAGAGAAGAAGCAGAGGGAGGGAAGUGGAGAAGAAGAGAGAAGAGAGAGGACGGAGUAGUUGGUGGUCGGUUAAAGCAACAUAGUUAAAGAGAAAGGAAAAAGAAAAAGAAGGAAAAGAAGGAAAAGAAGAAAAAGAAGAAAAAGAAGGGCGGAAUAAUCGCGGAAGAGAAAGAAGGCGAAACGAAAGGUAGAUCCACCGGUCGAUCGGGGAGGGAACCAUCGAAGGUGGAGGAGCAUGCGAGAGCAGCUCCUCGGUGUUUCAACAUGACCCAGCCUUAGUAGGGUACCUCUGCUGGCGUACACCCUCCGCGCCGCGACACGAUACGACACGCAGAAGGAGGUGGUGGAGGUGGUGCCGGCGGAGGGGGUGGUGGUGGCGGUGGAGAAGGCGGCGGCGGCGGAGGAGGCCAGAGAGGUGGUCGAGGGCGGGGGGGAGGAGGAGGAGGAGGAGGACGGAGAAGAAGAAGACGAAGGAGGAGAAGGAGGAGGAGGACGGUGGACUCGCUAACGACGGCGAACGUCCUCGAGGGUGCAAGAUACCAGCACCAGCAACACGAGCGACGACGAUGAUCGUGACAGGCGGCGGACGACGUACAUGUUGUUGGAGGAGGAGGCGGCGGUUCGCGGUUGCGGUGCUGGCCUCGGCCCUACUGACCCUAGCGAUCGGUCCCGCGUCGAUCGAGGGGCACAGGCCAGCGCCGAUCAUUCUGCAAACGAGUAGCAACAAGACAACUACGCCCCUGUUGGCCCACUCGGUGAACGGUACUUGGCUUCCGAACGGAAACGAGAACAACAACGAAGCCGACCUACGCGCGGAGGACGGAUACAACAGUAGCAUUCAUCAUCACCAUCACAAGAAGGUCGGCGGCAACAUGACCGAGGAAAAGGCGCCUCUCUUUCCCCAAGAUCUCUUCACCGUCCAUCAACGGCGACGCGGUGCCGUGAUUCUCCACGUAAUCGGUGUUGUGUACAUGUUUGUCGCUCUGGCGAUCGUUUGCGACGAGUUCUUCGUGCCGUCUCUCGACGUGAUCAUCGAGAAACUCGAGAUCGCCGACGACGUUGCGGGUGCUACCUUCAUGGCGGCCGGUGGUUCGGCCCCCGAACUCUUCACAUCGAUAAUCGGCGUGUUCGUGUCGUUCGACGAUGUCGGUAUCGGCACUAUCGUCGGUUCCGCCGUAUUCAAUAUUCUCUUCGUGAUUGGCAUGUGCGCUAUAUUCUCGCGUACCGUGCUCUCCCUCACAUGGUGGCCUCUAUUUCGCGAUUGCACCUUUUAUAGCGCCAGUCUGCUCACCCUGAUCUAUUUCUUCCGCGAUAAUUAUAUUCACUGGUACGAGGCCCUCGUACUCUUCGGAUUCUACUUGGCUUACGUGAGCUUCAUGAAGUGGAACCAACCGAUGGAGAAGCUCGUCAAGAGAGUGCUUCACAGAAAUAAGGUGACCCGGGUGAGGUCUACCGAUCAGCUGAUGCCCUCGCACCAGAGCGCCGCCCAGGCAUUGCAGCAUCCGAACGCGACGAACAGUAGCGAGACGAGCGUGGGUGGCGUGUCGGGUGCAUGCGGAAGCAGCGGCAUACCGGCGGGUGGAGAGGCCGGGUGCAGCAGCAGAGGUGGCAGCAGCAGUGGUGCCGGUGGCACGGCCGGACAGGGCUGCGAGCAGGGAGCCCACGGUGGCUCCUCGUCUCAUUCCAGGGAGAGCCACGCCAAGUUCAGGCACGGCUUGCUACAGCUUAUGAUCCACACGAUCGAUCCGCUCCACGACGGUCAGUCCCGCGCCGGCAAAGUGGACGAGAAAGCGACGCAACUGCACGCGAUAGCCUCGCUAAAGGUGCUGUUGGAUGCCACCAGGCCGCACAACGGUGCUGCUACGUCGACCGCCGCCCAUUACUCAGGUGCAUCGUCGAAAGAGACCACCCUACAGUUACAGCAAGGCUCACAGGGCACCACCACGACCACCACUACGACAACGACCACGGCCGGCACCACCGCCGGCAUCCAAGAACUUCCCAAUGGCGGUAUAGCCGCUGGCCUCGACGCGGGCCUCGAUUCGGGAGAGGAGGAUGACCCUCCGGAAGCGUUGGACAUGGGGUGGCCCAGCAGUGCCAGGAAGAGGUUAACUUACAUUUUAGUCGCGCCAAUUCUAUUCCCUCUUUGGCUCACGUUACCAGACACGAGGACACCCAGAGGAAAGAAGUUCUUCGCGGUGACGUUCAUCGGCUCGAUCUUUUGGAUCGCGGCUUACUCGUACCUGAUGGUCUGGUGGGCGAAUGUCGCCGGCGACACGGUUCGCAUUCCACCGGAAGUGAUGGGCCUGACGUUCCUCGCCGCCGGCACCAGCAUCCCAGAUCUGAUCACCAGCGUGAUAGUGGCGCGGAAAGGAUUCGGCGACAUGGCCGUGUCGAGCUCGGUUGGCAGCAACAUCUUCGACGUGACCGUUGGGCUUCCGGUACCGUGGCUGCUGUACGGCUUGAUCUACGGAAGACCCGUGGAAGUGAACUCGGUGGGGAUGGUGUGCAGCAUAGCGAUCCUAUUCUGCAUGCUGCUGUUCGUCAUCUUGAGCAUCGCCUGUUUCAAGUGGCGGAUGAACAAGGGCCUCGGGUUCACCAUGUUCCUCCUCUACUUCGUCUUCGUCGCCGUCUCGCUGAUGUUCGAGUACGAGUUCCUGGUCUGCCCGGUCUAGGAACGAGGAGGAACAUCCGAGCAAGGUAGAGGUCCAACGAGGACGGUAGAUGGACGCACAUUUACGGGUCUCGUCAUCGUCAUUAUCAUCGUCGUCGGCGGCGAGUGGUCCACGGCCGAUGAGAGAAAUCUUCCUCGAGCGCCGCAUCGAUCGAAAAGAGGAAAGAGAAAGACACGAUAACAGCCUUCCCGAAAUAAUUAUCGAAAACAGUGUUGAUGCACCACAUCCCCCUUCCCUCGUUCCCUGAGAAUCUCGUUACCCUCCCAAAACGGUUAACACGUUACUCCAGGUUUACGAAGCGUUUUUGUUCUAGUCGAGAUACGUGUACAUAUUGUAUAAACCUUGAAAUACCUGAAACAAAAUACUCGUCUCGUUAAGAAUUCCAGCGACCUCCUGUUCGAUGGAACAGUCGUUGCUGAAACGCAGCGAGCGUGUCUCUCGAUCGUGCCAACGAUUGCGCGAAGUAAUAUCGAUAUAAUUUAUAUAAUAUCAUAGAGAGAGAGAGAGAGAGAGAGAGAGAGAGAGAGAGAGAGAGAGACAGUUGCACCAUUUUAUUCCUCCUUUUAAUCUUUUCUUAUUCCUUCUUCUUCUUCUAUUACUAUUACUACUGUUACUAUUACUACUACUUACUACUACUACUAUUACUACUACUAUUACUACUAUUUACUACUACUACAACUAUUACUACUAUUAACUAGUAUUAUUACUACUCUUUCUCUUCUUUCUUAUUCUUCUUCCUGUAUUUCUACUCGUACGAAAACUACCAUCGUUUCUCUUACGAUCUCGACUUAUCCUAGAUGUAGAAUCUCUAUUCAGACAAUUCGCUCGUCGACGCCACUCGUUAGGUUCCCGCGUACGCUCGAAGCUUGACGCGCCGAUAUCUCGAAACACUCUCUCCUUUUCCUCCUCGUUUCCAACGCGACUUUUCUCGAGAAUCGUCGAAUUCGCGACCAGGUUUACACCUACGUCCAUCUAAUCAACAAGGAAGAGAUAUUUUUCGUAGACAUGCUUCGAUUCGUGACUUUCCAAGUGGCGUUAGUCGAACUGCCAAAUCGUUCCACAAGGAAACAAUGAAUUUGCUAUCGUGUAAAAUAAUAUAAAUAAAUAAAUAUAUAUAUAUAUAGUUCUCGAUCGCGAUUUACGAUCGUUUGGCACGAUUCCAUUGCUGGCGGGGUAAACGAUUCCCUCGUUGGGCAAUGGACGGGCUGACCGCUCGCUGAUUUCUCUCUCUAAAAAGCAACAUUCUCUUUUCGCCUAUAAUCGUAGAAUAUAGCCAAUCUACUGUGUCGUGUUCGCAAAAUCUACACGGAUGCGAUUUCUGACGGUCGACGCUUCGUUUUCGUUUUCGGGAAAAUGUGCGAGGCCAAUCAGGAUCAUCCUCCUUCUUCCACGCUUUUUCCAAUUUUCGAACAAAGAAAAGAAGGAGAAAGAUCGAAACGACGUCGUGAGAUUAAAUUAAUUAAUCAAUAAUUCAGGGACGAAACGACGAACGUUUCGAUUUUGAUCGGUAACGCGCGCGAUACUUCGAUACAUACGUUGUUACGCCGUCUUUAUUCGCGAAACAUUGACAUUAUCCAAAGGAACAAAGAAAAAAAAACAGAAAAAUAAACGAACUGCGGAUCCACCGAUCGAACAUAUCGAACGUGGUUUUUUUGGCCGCUUGGAAACGAAUUCGUCGAUUGCCAAAGGUACGCUCCAUUCCUGCACGCCGAGAACGGAAGCGGCGAAUCACGGAAACGACGGCGGUCGAAUCGAUCUUUUCAACGCGGAUACGAAAUUUCUUAUCUCCCUUCUGAUUGUAUAAAAAAAUAGAAGAACGCCUUUAAGAGCUUCCCGAGCGGGCUGUGGUAAUUUCGAAAGGAACAACAACAGCCGAGAAGAACCGCCCUCGUUUCGACGAACGAGCGUUCGUUUUCCCGAGGAUACGCGGCUCCGGUUCCGGGCGUGCCCGUUUUUAAACUUCGAUUACUAACUGAAACUAUCGAGCAAAUAUAAUCUACGCAAGAGGAGAGAUCGAACCUUCCUAAAAUCUCAUAGCGAAAUUAAAAGGAAAGCUGUUGGAGGGAACGCGGUGCAGCCGGCUCGUUCGUUCUUCGAAUCGAACACCCGCGACGCUUGCCUCUGCACCUUCUAUUUGAUGGUAUUCACCAAAACGAUCGACGAGAGAGUAACUGCACACCGUUCUUUCUAGCGUAGAAGAGGAACGCUAGCAACGAUCGCGCGAGGAACGAGAGAAUGAAGAGCGAGGAAUACGAGAAGCCGAAGAGGACGAAAAGACUUUUUGAUUACGUAUAUAUAUAUAUAUGCGUGAGAGAAGGAAGUUUCGUGAUCUCGAGAGCGAUUCUCACUAAGCUAUUUUUCACUAACAACAAUUCUUUCGAGUUUUCGACGCCACGCUACGCCACGCUAUGGUGAUAUCGUUAGACGAUGUUAAAUAAUUAUAUUAUUAUAUAUCGUUGUUACAUGUACACGCGAGCGGAGAAACAGAGGAGUACGAGAGAGCGAGCGAGAGAUGGAGCGAGAAAGAGAGAGAUGUGUACAGAUGAUAAUAAGCGCGAAUAAUAAGUGUGUGAAUGGAAUAUGAAAGAGUGAAAGGGGGGAGGGAGGGAGGGUGAAUGUGGCAGAGAGAUAAAAGCGAAGAAGAAGAGAAAAACUUUUUAAUUCGUGUUAACAGAUUCUGUAUUAUACAAAAAUGUUUCAAAGUAUCGUUUUGACCGCGUAGAUUGUAACAAAUAGUUAUAACGUGAUACCGACUAAGUUAGGAAUAUCGAAAAAAAAAACAUAAAAAAUAAAAAAUAAAAAAAAUAAAAAGAAAAAAAAGCGGAGAAGAAAUGUGAAUAAUAAUCGCAGCGUGAUUGCUGCGCGACGAGACGAUUAGAAAGAGCGACGUAUGUAUCCGGAACCGCCUGAACGCCUAACAGCGGCCUAGCUUUUUACUAAAGAAGAAAAAACGGGAAAACGUAAAAAAAAAAAAAAAAAAAAAAAGAAAUACUCGCACGACGCAAAAAAGCUGACGCAAAGAAUCAAAUCGUAACGAGGAGAGACCAGAAAUUCACUUGGGAUGAAACUGAGAAGAAACGAAGAAGAGGAACAAAGAAACAAGAAAGAAAGAAUAGAAGAAAACAAGAUACAGGGAACUCAACCGAUUCGAUAACGAAAUUAAACGAGAAAUUUCACUCUUCGCGCAUACUUCAAACGUUGUCACACUUUUGUAUACUCUCGACUCUAAAAAACUAAAAAAGGGAAGGGAAUCGUGGAACGGUUCUCGAUCAGUUUCGAGAAAAACGAAACAUCGUGUUUGCGUCCCCGUUCUCUCUGCGAGUCAUCCUUGUUCUUAAACUCUUUAGCCGCUGCUAACACACGUCUUACCUAUCGUUCUCGCUCUUCUUGCCACAGGACACUCGCGAAGAAAACGUCCGAGUGUUGUUUCGGACCCUCGCGUUUCACCGUCUUCACCGUCUCUAGCAUCGAAUUAAUCUUACGCUUCUAACACUAUUACGGUAAUUCCACGUUGAUCCGUGGUGGCGAUCGGCCGUGGUAAUCGAGUCUCUCGACUCUUGUCUUAUCGCGGAAGAAGAGGAAGAAGAGCGAAGAUCAUCGCCGAUCGUCGCGUCUAAUUGUCAGCCGUUCGCCUUAUCGUCUACCGAUACUACCGAUACUUCAACGAGGAAAGAAACAGGCCAGACGUGGUUUCGGAUUGAUUCGUGAAAGUAAAACCGAGAUUCGCGAGAGGAAUGAAAAGCGUGUAUAAACGAGAGAGAGAGAGAGAGAGGGAGAGAGAGAGACGGAAAGGACAAUGGAAGAGUGAAUGCAGCGGCUUCUCACGAGACGAUUUGACACGAAUGAGCGAGCAACGUUAAAGCGCGUAGAUUAUUAUAAACGAACGAAAGCAGGAGAGGAAAUCUUUAGCGCGAAGUAGCUGAUAGAACGUAGCGUUUCUUAAUAGUUUCGUAAACGAUUAUGAGAAGCAAGUAGCGAAAGAUGCACAAUACGAUCUUCCCGAAGUACCGAUCACUGAUCAACAAAACGAUUAAAAGAAACAAAAAGAUUAAAAAAAAAAAGAAAGAGGAGAACAAGAGAUACACAGGUGGAGACAAGUGACGGAAGUAAAAAAAAGAAAUAAAAAAACGGCGGCGCCUCUUUUUUGCAAUUUAGCAUUUUUAGUACCACGCCGAGGAAGAGAGAGAGAGAGAGAGAGAGAGAGUGCUUGCGCGAGAGAGAAUGAGAGAAAGAAAGAGAGAAAGAGAGAGAAAGAAAUUCCGUGUAGCUUCAAUUAUUAUAAACGUUUUCAAUCAAACAUUUGUUAUCGUAGAGUGUACUGAUAUCGUAACGAUCGAUUAUUAAUUCAUACGUCGAAACAUAGAAAAAAAUCGCGCGCUACCAACAGGUUCAACGCCAAGAGACGACGUUUGGUCAUCACAGAAGCGAAUUGACCUGCGUUCAGUACGGGUGUGGCCGAGGCCGCGAACAAAAUAAGGCAAUUCCUCGAGCUUUCGACCUUUCUCUCGAACCAAUUCCUCUUGCACUCGAUCAUCUAUACGAAGAAAGGAGUAUUCGACGAGAAAAUUGUCCGUCGUCGAGACGAAACGAAAGUUCCUGAAUUCAAGAGGUAAGAGAAUUUAAUCGCGAAUCGUCGGAUAACAAAAAAAAAAAGUAUUUUUCUCGAAGAAAAUUUUUCGUUUCGAAAUCGAAAUCGUGCAUCGCAAUCGUGGUAUAGUUGAAGAGGAGAUAUUGUUGCGAGAAAAGAAGGGUAAACGAUAAACGAGGGAGAGUUCGUUAAGGUUAUUCUCGUUGAAACGAAAACGGAUGAACGAGAAAUCGCGUGAUAAGGCGAAGGUCGGGAGAAAUGCUCGAAGCUCGUGGUAUUAUCACGCUCGUAAUUUGUACUUUAUAAUACUUUAGGAUAAACAUCGUUGAGGGUUGAAAGGGGACAUCGAGUUUCAAUUCUAAUCUCUGAACUUUCGACGCGCGUCUCGCGACGAGACGUAACGGGACACACGUCGUUGCGGCCGAUUCUAUAUAUAUUUAACGGCUCGAAAUUCAUUUUUAUAUAUUAAAAAGAAAAAGAAAAAUAAUGAAAAAAAAAUAUAUAUAUAUAUACGCGUAUGUAAGAACGAUCGUUCAAGUCGAAUCUUACGUUGUCGAAAAUGUCGGUACGCGUAUGGUACCAAUGCCAGUAUCGACAGACUAUCGUUUGUAGGGAAUUACGGUUCAAAAUUUCUUAUUUUUCUUUCGCCGUUCGAAACGCGUUUAUAUCUAAGCUGGUGGAAAGGUUCUUUUCGUUCGAGCGAUGAAAACAGGAAACCGAGGAAGGAUCUUAUCGAAAUAUAUUUUACGACCCAGUUCGUUUCAACACGAUCGUCAUCACGGUUGCCCUAAUUUUUCUUCCCCUUUUCGUUCUUUUUUCGUCUUUUUUAUCAUUUUACUUUAAACACGUCAACGAAAAUUCAUUUUUCGUUAGUUAUUCUUUCACGCGAUGACUCGAAUCAUAGGAUCAUAAGAUGCUUGUCCAUUCGGAUCAAAAUAAUCGUAAAAUUUUGUAUAUGAUUUUUUCAAUUAUCAUUCUUGGAAUAUCCGCGAAUGAAAUGAAAUGAACGAGAGAAUCUUAUUUUGCCAAAUAAUCGAAUUGAUGGAAUAGAACGAAUUCACGCGUGAUACGUCAAGUAGUUUUGGACUCGGAUGGGUCACGAGGAAAAUAUGAUUCCGUGAUACGAGUCAAAGAAAUAUGAAACUUGUUUGUUUCUCUUCUGAUACGACAAGAUAAAUGUUUAUUCUCCCUGUAUGUCACACGAUCGUGUUGAUAACAUCGUUUUUUCAAUAUCAUUCGUUCAAUAACGUUAAUUGUGGUUGUUAUUAUAUGUCUAGAAAAAGAGAAAGAAAAAAACAUCAGGAAAAAUGAGAAAGAGAGAAAGAGGAGGAUAAAAAACGACAGCACGAAUCAGUGUAUGAGAGAGCGAGAAAGAUUGAGAGUUUGAGUGUAUGUACAUACAAGUAUGAAUGAGUGAGAGUGCUAGAAAAUGGGGGAAAAGGGGAUGGAGAAAACAGAAGAGAGAAAAGAAAUUUCGCUUAUUAAAGGCUUAACGAUCCAAAAAAAAAAAAAAAAAUUAUUCUCUUGGCAAUGACAAGGCGUGAACGCACAUAUCAAAGAGAAGGAGAUGUUGACGAUUUAAUAAAAAAAAUAUAACUAAAAUAUAUACAUUAGCGGUUAUUAUUAGAGAUUUAAAUUAUAAGAUACUUAGGGAAAAUUAUAAAAAAAAAAAAAACAAAAGAAUAAAAACGUUACAAAGUUUCUAUAUAUAUAUAUAUAUAUGAGUAUAUAUAUAUUCUAUAUAUAUAUAUAUAUAUAUAUAUAUAUACACAUACGAUUAAAGAAUUAUAUUAAAUACGUAUUAUAUGUAUGUAUAUAUACAUAUAUAAUACAUAUAUAUUAUAUAUCGUUUUCGGAUGAUAAAUAAACGAUUCAAUCGCGUGCAGAUCGAUUAUUGGACACGCACUAAUGGUCGCAUGCGUGCACACACCCACACACGCACAUCGCACUAUGUAUACUAUAAGAGACGUGUGUGUGCGCGUGCGAAGGUUGCACGCGUGAAAGAUGGCAGGCAAUUAUCGAUCUUCGACGUGUAUAUCACGUCUUUUGUGAUUAGUUGCACGCAACAACAGACAGGUGUUUCUCUUGCAACGUGCGCGCACGCGUGUACAGAUAUGUAUAUAUAUAUAUGUAUAUGUAUAUAUAUAUAUAUAUAUAUAUAUACACACAGAUAUGUGUACAUGUCAUCUCGUUUGUUCCAGUUCUUUUUCGCGUAUGUAUAUAUAUAUAUAUAUAUAUGUAUAUAUAUGUGUACAUAUAUACAUACAUAUACAUUAUAUUUUAUGAUUGUCAUUGUUAAAUUCGUCGCAUGACAUAGGGUUUUACCCCCGUCCAUCGCCGCAGUAGUAGACGUAUUGGAUACGACAUAAUUGAAAAAUCCGGAUUUUACGAGAUAAACGAAAAGACGAAUGAACCUAGGUUAUCGCAGAAAUUUAGAUAAACAAAAAAGAAAAAAAAGAAUGGAUAAAAUAUUAUAAAUAAUUAUACUAUUAUACAUACAUUAUCUACAUAUACAAGCGCAUAUAAAUAUGUAAAGGUCUAACGUUGUAUACGUCGGGAUAAGAGAGUCUGAGGAAAUAGAAUGAAUUUAUAACGGCAACGCUUUCUUUCGCUCGUACGUACGAAUAUAUGACAUUGUCGCUCUUCUAUUUAACCCUUUCUCUGCCCUCGAAUAUUCGUUCCACGCGCCUGAUAUAUAUAUACAUAUAUACAUAUAUAUUUCCGCGCUCUAAUCCUUUUCGAUACAGCUUUUACAUUUUAAAAUGAUGUAAAAUGGUGAUCACUUUCUCGUUAUAACGGGAGUUCGAUAAUCGAAUAAUCGUGAAAUGUAUCGCGAUUCUUUGCGCUUAAAGAUCUCAAGUUGAUCGGUGAUCAACAAUCUCAUUAUUUCUUUGUUAUACGUUGCACAGAGAACGUAGUAUUUUUAUGAAAUUCCCACUAGAUUAUCUGUGAAAUUAUUUCAAAGUUAAAUUGUUAAAUUAUUGUUCAAGAAAAAAUUAUUGUUGUAUAUCGACGUUUAUUUAUUACUAGAGAGAAGAAGGAAAUUUUGUUUUAAAAGAAAAGCGUGGAGUUGGAGAACGAUGACAGUAUUAGGGUUAAAUUGGAACGUACAAAGAUCGAUUCUGUUUCUCACGGAUAUUUAAGAUACAUGCGAUUAGACGAAAUCAGCCUAGUACGUAUAUACAUACAUAUACAUAUAUAUUAUACACACUCCCACACAUACACUCGAGUACACAAACAAAAAAGACAAAAAAUAUAUAUAUAUAUACAUAUGUAUAAAUAUAAAUAUUAUGAAUUUUACUACGGAUUGCAGUGUGCAUAUGCAAUUUGAUCGAGAAACAACGAGGUCUCGAUAAGCGAUUUGACGAUUUUUGUGAUACCUGUCAAAUAUGUAAACGGCAAAUCGAUCUUCUCGAUAGACGACCACGCUUUUCGUUUGUCUCAGUCAUGGUGUAAUUUCGUACGGACGCCUGUACAAGCGUAUUUUCAACGGAGACAAGACAAAUGCUGCACCAACGACCAUGUUAUUUACACCUCACGCAGGAUGAUUUUCGGCUUAUAUCUAGAGAAAUCGCUGAUCGCGUGCGAGUUGAGCGUUAACGAUUAAAUGCAAGAUAAAAAAAAAGAAAAAAAUGAAUACAAUGAAAUCUCGAAAAAAAGAAAAAAAAAAAGAAAAAAAAGAAAAAGAAAAAAAGAAAGAAUUCAUAAAUAAAAAUAUAACCGGAUGAUGUUAAAGUAUAAAUGUCGCGUUGGAAUCAAAUCGUUGGCGAACGAGCGUCCAGGAUUGACACACAAAUCGAUUGCAUCGCCCUCUUUUCUCUUGUCUUGUAAGAAGAUACUUCGUGAAUUACUUUUAUGGAAAUACGAAAAUUCUGAAGAAUUCGAAUUCGCGAAAAAGAUCAACCACCCCAUUAUUAUUUGUUGAAUUUUAAUUUUAAAAAAACUGUGUCGUUCGUUACAUACUCGUUCAAAAGUUAGUGAUCGAAUAUCGAAUAUCAAUCGGACGCUUGACGUUCGUUCGAUGUAACAGUUCCAUCGCGACCGAUACCGCGUGCAAUAAAACAAAAUAUGUAAACGAUAUUAAUAUCAUUAUAUACAACAUUUUUACGGCAUAUACGAAUACGAUGUAGAGAAAAGCAGGUGAAACAAGUUUAGGAUAAUAUUACUUGUUGUUGUCUACCAUAGCGUUGUAGUUAUAUACAAUACAGGUAGAAAAUUAUAGGCAAGCCGAAGCGAAUGUGUGAAAGAAUGAAUGCGAGAGUGUAACGAAAGUGAGAGAGAAGGAGAGAGAGACAAAAUGCAUGUGAGCAAAAAUGAAAGAGAGAGAGAGAAAGAGAGAUGCGAAUGAGUUGAGAAAGAGAGAGAAGAAAAUUUGAUGCAAUUGACGAGCGUACAUGUUAUUCUUACAUAAUACAACUAUAUAUAUUCACAUAUAUAUGUAUUGUACAUAUAUCUAUGUGUGUGUGUAUAUAUAUAUAUAUGUAUGUGUAUAUAUAUAUAUAUACACAUACAUACGAGGAAGCUAGUUAUGCUAUAACAACAACCAACAAAAAAAAAUCAAUGAUUAAUAUUAUAUACAGAAAUCUAUACAUACAAACUUUAAAGAACGUGUGCCUAUGUGCGCACGUGCGUACGCGCGCGUACGUGCGGACACUCGACAACCCCAAAUCCACCCGAUUCUUACUUCCUACUCGAUCAACCAUUCUGCAGUCUCUCUCUUCUUUCUCAAUUCUAACAUCCAUCCAUCCCUUCUCUCUGUCCCCUUUCACUCCCAUCCAUCCAUCCAUCCAUCCAUCCAUCCAUCCAUCCAUCCUUUUCUCAACCUCUGACCGUUCCAUCCUCAUCCUAUAGCUCUUUUUCUCUCUUUCUAUCUCUCUGUCUCUCCCUCCAUUCUAUUUCACACGCACUUGCGCACAUAUCCAUGACGCAUUAUCGUAGCCGUGUUGUGUAGGGAAUGUCUUUAAUGAAUAAGAUACGAUUUCUCAUGUUACAUGUUAUAAGAAACAAAAAAAAAAAAGAAGCAGCAAAAGUAAUUCAAAAAAAAAAAAAUAAUAAUAAUAAUAAAAUAAUAACGAGACAAAUCUCUUCUCCGGUCAGUUGCAGGAUCGCUCGAACGUUGUCGAAUCAAUAACCCUGUGGACGGUUUCGCGUUGUAUAAAAAAGGAAAGAAUAAUAAAGUAAAAUAAAACAAAAUAUCAAGCGCAGAAAGAAAAAGAAAUACAAUAAGGAAAAGAGGAAACAAAAUAAAGAAAGACGACUUGAAAGAAAAGGCGAAGGGAACUUUCGUUGUACACAUACACUCUGUACAUUACAAGUUGUUCGUAUUCAUUAUUAUUGUUAUUAUUAUUAUCGCUACGAUUAUUAUAAUUAUUACUAUUAUUGCUACAGAUAUGUGUAUAUAUGUAUACAUGUAUAUGCAGUGUGUAUAUACAUAUAGACACGUAUUACGCGUUUUACACGUGUUUUGCCAGCCGCGGUGUUCCUUUAUUCGUGGCUCAACUUUUUUCUCUCUUUCCACCCAACCCGUUUGCUGUGCCAGAACCAAAGAUCGUGCUUGUCUCGUCAUGAAAAAAUGUGCGAGUCGAUUAAUAAACCAGUCGAAAUAUUACAAAAAUAAAAAAAUAUUAUUGAAAAAUGCGAUAAAAAUAGGUUGACGCGUUCAAUCGUUUAUCAUCCCUCGCUUCUAUUGUCUCACCUGAGAAUUAAAGAUUUUUCUUUGAAAAAGAAUUAUAAGGGAUUAAAAUAUUGUUGUUUCAUUUUAUGUUUAAACGUUUUUAGAACGAUCUUCAAAAUAUUCAAUAUUCUAUUAUAGUAUUCGUUUGAGGCACCAACCUAUAAAAGUAUGCAUUUCUCCAGAGAAAUGCUAUCGCGCAAAGAUGCAUGUAUCUUUAGAAUUUCUUUGAAAGCUUUAAAGUUGCUUGUUCCAUUGCUACGAUUAUGUCAUUUUCCUUGUCAAUUGAACAAAAUUUAACACUUCGUAUUUUGAUCUUUUUAAAAUUCAUUUCACUUUGUUUCUCACGUACAAAUUGGACGAUGAAAAAUUGAUGAACGUAUUCUUUUAUUUCGCUUUCCAAUUGGUCGAGUCAAAUUGUUGAAAAAAAAAUUACUUUUCAAAAAUAAAUCAAGAAUAUUGGAAAAAAUUAAAUUGAGUACGCAAUUUCGAUCAACCCGCUUGAGUAUUAGUUUAAAUAGUUUGAAUAUCGAAAAAAGAAUAAUAUUCUAUAAUAUAAUACAUAUUAUAUUGUUUAAAAAAUAAAUGACAUAUUAUCAGGAUGACCGCGAUCGAAGCGUCAGCUCAUGAAUUGAAAAAGAGAAAAAAGAGAGAGAGAGAGAGAGAGAGAGAGAGAGAGAGAGAGAGAGAGAGAGAGAGAGAGACGAGAGGAUGCACGAUUCGCGAACAAUGGAUCGGAUAUGCGGGUCAACGAUGCCAGCCAACGUUGUGCCCAAUUUUUCCUUAUACUUAACUUUGACCGAGAGAGUCCUCACGGCACGGCGUAGAUGGAAAAGUCGGGCGGUGGGUUAUCGAUCAUUAAGAACCAGAUAUAUAUGCAUUAUUCCGUACCAAGUACGGCUAGAGCUAUCGAGUAAUUUAAUAUAGAAUUAAAACAGUCAACUGUAUCGCGAUUAACGCGCGCGCGCGCGCGCGGAGCACGAACGAAGAAAGGCCUGCAUCGACUAUCUUUCCUCCACACUUUUAACCUGAUUUCCCGUUCCUUCCGAAAAAAAAUCCAAUUCCCGUUAUUCUAAUAUUCCUGCCUCCCUCUAACCCUCAACAAAAACAAAACAACAUAUUGUAAUCUAUUGUAGAUUGUUGUAGAUAAAUUAUACGGUUUGACCGUACAUUGUUACUUUUUGUCGACAAUAUAAAAUACACAGAUAUAUAAGUAAUUAA